AUGGCUAUCAGUUACCGUGCCGUACUCAACCAGGACCGAUCGCUGUGCCGGGCAACGGAAAUCCACGAUAAGACACGGCGUCGUGCUGCCAUUCCUCUCCAUGCCGAAAAGCCCGCGUUGCAGCCGACCGUCAAUCUCGACAUCCACGGCAUUCCACCAAUACAAAAAGACAGCAAAGGCAGCGACAACACAUACGAAGUGGCGCUCGGAGCAAUACAGAACGAAGAGAGCUCCAGUGGCGACGGAAAGGAAACUCCCGCGUCUGCGGCGGGAGGCAAUCCGAUAAACCAGAUAAAGGUCACCGGGGAGGAAAAGCCCACAGAAAGAGGAGCGGAACCGGUUGGAGCAUCACAGUUGGAUGCUACCAUCAGCGGAACGAAUGAGCAGGAUAAAAAUGUGAACCUGACUCGAUCGGAAACGGAAAAGACAAAGGUCACCGAAGAGGAAUUUGCUGAACUGGGACUGAGUGACCUUUCAUUGAAUGACAAAGCGGCAGACGAUGACCUUUGGGCUACUCCAAUGGUGUCAGAUGAAUCAAAUGAAUCAUAUUUUACGGACGAUGAAACGACGAUGAAUAUGUCCUUCCAAUCUGCGAUGAGACAAGCUGACCGCGCUGAAGGGAUGACACCUUUCAAAGAAAUACCAGAGCAUCUCAUUGAACGGACGCAAACUGGAAAGGUCAUAAAUGUACGACCACCUUCACCGAUUAGCCCUACACUGACUUUGAGGAGACGUGUUCAAGACUUGGAAAGUGAACUCGACACCAAGGACGGUCAGAUGGCUAAAAGAAAGCAGGAAUACCAAGAGAGACUGGUAUCGCUCGAGACCCGACUAUUUGAAAUGGAACAACAACGGGGUUAUCUGGAGAGCACGGCAGAAGAAUGGAAGGUCAAAUACGAAAAACAAAAGGAAAUGGCAGAGGAAUACCUGAAAAUGGUAGAUGACAGAGAAAUGGAAGGUCACCUUGCAGUCAGUGACCUUAAUGAGAGCAUGUCCGAAGAAACAGCGGAAAGGUCACGGCACUUAGCCGAACUGAAAGACGAAUGUGACUCACUGAAACUAAAGGUCACUGAAGCGGAAGCUAAGAGAGACGAAUACGCGGCCAAACUCAUUGACGCGACUCAACGGUUGUUGACAAAUACCAACGAGGUGUUUAAGCUCAGAAACGAACUGAAGCUGCGCGACGAGAGUAUCAGAACCCUCCAGAAGGAAUCACAGGAUCAUCAGAGAAGAGCCGACGACGCCGUCAAAGUGGCUAAGGACCUGCGUGAACUCACAGCCACCGAAGGCGCACGGUUGAGCAAUGAAAUCAGACAGGUCAUGGAAGAGAACCAGGCGUUGAAGGAGGAUAACAGAAAGGUCACCGAAGAGAAUACCGAGCUGAAAGGAACCACUAAGACAUCUACCGAACAGGGCAGGAGGUGGAAACAUGAGGCACACCUCCUGGAUGAAAAGGUCACGGUGCUCGAACUGAAAGAUAAAGAAUGGCAACAAACGGUCCAUCAGAAGUCACAGGAGAUCAUCAGACUCAACACGGAGUUGAUUGAUAUGACCCAAACGGCAAUGAUGAGAGAAGACGAGUUGGCGGAACACAUCAGGAGGGUGGAAAAUGAUACGGAGAAGGUGAUCCAGGAGAAAACAAUCCAACUCCACCAGAACAUGUUAAAGGUCAACCAAGAGAACCAAAAUCUGAAGAACGAGAAAGAGCAAUUUGACUUAAAAAUCAGGCGCCUCGAAGAUGAGAAUAAGGCGCUUGUUAUGUCCAACAAGCACAAAGACGAACAGCUUCUGCAAUAUGGAGUCAGGACUACAACAGUGGAGUCGCCCCCGCCCAGUUACA
Messenger RNA from Paramacrobiotus metropolitanus, 1840 nucleotides. RefSeq lists its product as uncharacterized. The transcript is spliced from 3 exons. Lineage: Eukaryota; Metazoa; Tardigrada; Eutardigrada; Parachela; Macrobiotidae. The record is from RefSeq and is a predicted model, not a curated record. The annotation marks the transcript as partial.